This is a messenger RNA of Blepharisma stoltei, 4393 nucleotides long. Lineage: Eukaryota; Ciliophora; Heterotrichea; Heterotrichida; Blepharismidae. The record is from the annotation of a GenBank genome assembly.
AUGGAUUUAGGAAGACCUCUAAAACUAGUCGACAUCGCAGGCCCUGGAGAAAUGGAAAUUACUACAGAAGGCAUCUCAUUCUUGCAAACUCUUACAAAAGAAAUUGGAGUCAUCUGCAUAGUUGGACAACCCAGCACAGGGAAAUCCACAUUAGGAAAUAAAAUAAUCGGCAGAAAUGAUGGUUUUGAGACUUUUCAUGAUCAAUCAUCUCACACUCAAGGAAUUUGGCUAUGAUCAGAACCGCUAAAAGCUGCCUAUAAAGAUGAAUCAGGGCUUGAUAAGGAAAUUGACCUUAUAAUUAUGGAUUGCCAAGCUUUUACAGGCAAAUUGAAUGAUAAUUUUUGUUUGGAUUUAGAAAUUCUGGCCCUAGCAAGCUUGCUAAGCUCUCAGUUGGUGCUUUGUGCAGGGAAGUUAAUUAAUGAGCAGCUGUGAAAGGAAUUGGGAUUUUUAUCAGAGCUUUCAAAUGUGAUUCAGAUAAAGUAAUAAUAAUAAAAUGGCUACGCUCGGAAAUGGUUUUCUUCCAAAAACCUUUCCUCCUUGUGAAUUUUAUUAUUUUUGGGUUCGGUUUAUCUGGUGCACCUUAUCCACAAUUCCAAAUAUGGGUUAUGGGUAUUGGGUAAGAUAUUCUGGCACACGGAUUAUAGGACGUAUAGGAGUUUACUGUUUGACACUCACGAGGAGGGUAACCCUUAGGCAUAAUACACGCAGAAGUCAAGUUAUAGGCGAGGCAACGCUUCCUUUGUUUGGCUUCUGCCUCUCAGGCGGAUUGCUGCUUAGGAAUAUCAUCAACAUUUUAGCAGCAUCGGCAUCCUUUUGGCGCUGGGAUUGCCAGAACUUAAAAGGAUAGGCUCAUGCAUGCCUAAAUCAUCCUGCUAGCUUCCCCAAUUCGUGAGCGAGCAAAACCAUUGGAAAAUCCCUAAAACCCAUCUGAACAAACAACUUUUAUGAAAAAAAAAAUGGUAUAUAAGCGAUAAUUAUUAUAAUGAAAUUUCUAGUUAAUUCUGUUUAAUUUUAAACAGUUUGCAUUUUAAAACAUAAAUUUUGCAAAUUAAAUUAAUUUUUAUGAAUUCGAAUUUUUAUAUUUUGAAAAAAUAUUUACUAUAAAAAUUAUAUAUAAAUUUUUAAAACAAAAAUAUUUUAAACCCCUCUCCAUGACCGAACAAAAUUUUUUCACUCACGGAGGGUGGGAAUAAGAAGCUAGCACUUUAAAAUUAAUAUAAUUUGCAAAAUUUAUGCUUUAAAAUGCAAGCUUUCAAAUUAAACAGAAUUAGCUAGAGAUUUCAUUAUAAUAAUAUCACUUAUAUAUUAAAUCUUUUUUAUAGAAAAUUAUAUUGUCAGAUGGUUUUUGGGCAAAACAUGGGGAUUUUUCCAAUGGUUUUGUUCGCUCACGAAGGGAGAGAAAGUAAUUAAUGUAAUGAAUGAUCAGAUAAAGUAAAAGAUAUUUAGAAAGCAUGAAGAUUCGAAGCUGGUGCUGAGUCAUUAUCUACCUGAUUUAACUUGGGUCAUUUCAGGACAAGAAAUCACAGAGUCAACAAGGUAGGGAAUAUAUAGUAAUUAUUUAGAAAAAGCAUUGGAGAAAUCAGCUGAAGAUCCAGUUGGGAUUAAAGCAAUUAAGUCGAAUAUCAAACGAUUUUUCACCAAGAGAGCUUGCUUUAAUUUUCCCUCACUCCAAUUUGAAAGUAAUCCAAACUUCAAAGAGUCUCUUAACUCUCUAAUUGACUACAUUAAGCAGAGCACUAGAACUAAAAAAAUCAAUGGCAAAAGUAUCGAUGGUGCCAUUCUCAGCAACAUGGCUCAAGCAUAUGUCCACAGAUUUCAUAAGCAAGCUCCAGCUGUCAUCUACAGUGCAUUUGAAAGAUCGGUAGCAGCUGAAGCCCGACGUAAUAAAGAAAAACUCUUCAUAAGAUAUCUUGACAAGAUCGGCCUCAUAGAAAGCGAUCUACCCUGCGAAGAAGACAAUCUCUGAAAAGAGCAUCAAAAUACCUCAAAAGAGUUACUGAAAGAGUUUGAUAAAACCAUGAUGAGUGUUUUCGUUCAAGAAGAAGUUCAAGAAGAAAGAAUCAGUCUAAUUGAAAGAAUUGAUACUUAUUAUGAAGAACUUAAGUCAACCUUAACUCAACUUAAUUAAGAUUAUAAGAGAAGUUGCUUCUGGCCUAUCUGACAGGUCGUCUUCACCUCUUUAUUGCUUUACCGCUUGCUUGUGAGUUCGAGCACAGCCUCUAUUGUGUUGCUCCUCACGGACGAGGGCUUGUACUUGCUCUUCGUAGCUCAGGGCAGCUGGAUCACCAUGCCAUAUGUGGACAGAUUUGGCUUUCAAAUCCGAAAAAAAAAAAACGAAUUUUUAAUCUGAUGGCCAAGACGAAAAUCGUAGCCAAGGAUGCAACGCCUGUUUUCUUACCCAGAACGUUCUGAUUGACUAGAAGUAACCUCACUAGUGUUCUGGGAGAUCAAGUUUCAAUUCUGAGCUCCAUCUUCCUCCGAGGUAAAACUUUGACCUGAGUCGAUCUAAUCCGACAUUAAGCUCCAUCAAGCCAAGUAAAAUCUGGCCAAUACACAUUGUAGAACGCCAUCCUUUCCUUCACAAGGUCCCAGAUUUGACCACAGAUACAGGUUUUAAAGAGGUGGGCUUGCUCUCCGCUCAUUUUAUGUAUAUAAAAUUAAGUCAACCAAUUGUAAAGUAAGUGAGGCAAAAUGCAGGGAUGCAUUUAAAUCAAUUUUUGAUCCUAUAAGAGCUGAAGGGAUCAAAUUUAAUGAAGAAGACAACACUCCUAAUAUAGGACUUGUUGAGCAGAAAUUCCUAGCUGGGAUUAAUGAGUAUCAAGCACAAGCAGCAGGGCCGAUGAUUGAGUCUGUUUUCGCUGAAGAAAUAUCAUUUAUUAUUCCUCAUAUGUCAAGCUUGCUAAGACAACUGCAAAGCCAUUUUGACACUGAUAAAGAACAAUUGGAAAGCGAAGUAAAAAGUCUAACUCCCCCUUUAAAUUGGAACAAAAUAUCGGUAAAAUUCGCAAUUUCUAUAAUUUAACGCCCUUUAAAUUGGAAUGCAAUUUGUUUCUUAAUAGGAAAAUUUAUAGAUGAAAAUAUUAUUUUAUAAAUUCGUUUUUGACCAGAUUUAAUGGAAAAAGUGCAAAUAGAGUGCUGUUUAAACAGUUUUCACAAAAUAAAUUAAAAUUCAAAGCAUUGUAAAUAUAAUUUUUUUUAAGAACAAAAAUUAGCCACUUUAAAUUGUAGCAGAAUUUUUGUUCCAAUUUAAAGAGGAGUAAGUAGACACAGAGAUGAAGCUAGAGCUGGCGAAAAAAGACUCAGGGAACUAUUAGAAGAAACUAAUAGAAAUUAUGAAAAACAAAUAGACCAAAGAGAAAAGCAAAUCGCUGAGCUUCAAGCCAGUGUAAAUGCCAGAGUCCAUUCAGCAGAAAAUAAAUCAAGAUUGCAGGCUAGAGAAAUCCAAGGACUUAAGCUUGAAUUAGAGCAAUCUCAAAAAGAAAGAGAAAUGAUGAUAGAAGCUGAAAGAGAUAGAUACGAGAAAAGAAUAGGAGAUUUAGAAAGCAAGCUUUAUAAGCUGCAGUUGGAAAAUACGAAAUACGAAAAAACGCUUGAUCAGCUUAGAGAAGAGCAUGAAAAAACAAUUUCUGAUAAAAAUGAACAAAUUAAUGACUUGUCAAGAAGGGUCAAGCUUAUGGAAAGCCAAUCAGAGUCUCCAAGUCCAAGACAAGAUAUGUCACUUUUAAGGACUUUCAGAGAAUAUCUUGAAGAUAUUUUUAAUAAAUUUUCUAAAGAGCAAAGUGCCAAUGCAAAAUACCUGGGACAGUUAGAACGAGUUUCCUCUCUCCAAAAUGAAAUGAACCAAGUCAGACUUCGCGAACAAGAGAAUAAAAACAAACUUAUAGAUGACUAUGAAGAAAAACUGAGACAGCUUAGGCUGGAAAAAGACAGCUUAGGAAAAGAAAUCAUCAGCUUAAAUGAGAAAAUGAAAACCCAAAGCCAAAAUACCAAAGACAGCACUCCUGUAGAGCUGGAAAAAUUAAAAAAACUCUAUGAUGAAAAAGAAGUACUAAUAAAAAGAGUGGUCGAAGAAAAAAAUGAAAUAGCUUUGGAACUAUUGAAAAGAGAAGAGCAGCUAAAUGAGCUGUAUGAGUCCGUUGAAGCUUAUAAAAAGCAGAUUGAACAGUUCCAAAUUGAGCUUGAUGACAGAGAUAAUUUACUGAAUAGGCUGAAAAUUGAGAAUGUGGAAGAAAAGGACGAUAAUGAUAUACUGAUAAGCGUGAUAGGAAGCAUUUUGGAAGUCCAACAGAGGAGAAAAAGCUCUCAAUUGAUACAUUUGGGAAGGAUUCAGAAUCAUGAUAAUAGGGGGAAAGUAAUGAAGCUGCUAAAAAAGUACAGCAUUCCUUUUGAAUAA